CGUUUUAGUCCUCCUUUCGUGUAUCCAAACACACUUGUUCUUCAAAGCAGCAUCUUCUUCUUUCUUAUUACUGUUGAUCAAAUCCUCAGCCAAGCAAUCAGAAUUAGAAAGUGAAUAAGAGAAAAAGAAGGAAAUAAUUGAUAAAGAUCGAUGGCUAUUGGGAUUUUGGAAGUUGAGUUGGUGAAAGCUAAGGGCCUAAAAGGCACUGAUUUUUUAGGUAAAAUUGAUCCUUAUGUUAUAGUAAAAUACAAAGGCCAAGAACGUGAAAGCAGUGUAGCCAGCGGUGCAGGUGGGAGUCCAGUAUGGAAUGAGAAACUGAGAUUCAAAGUGGAAUAUCCAGGUGUAGGUGACGACUACAAGCUCAUUUUAAAAAUCAUGGACAAGGAUACUUUCUCCAGAGAUGAUUAUCUUGGGAAAGCCACGGUUUAUGUGAAGGAUUUAUUGGAAUUAGGAGUGGAGAAUGGAACUGCUGAAUUUGUUCCUCAAAAGUAUAACGUCGUUCAAACUAACCUAUCUUAUUCUGGAGAGAUUCAAAUUGGUUUAACUUUCACUGUCAAGGCGGAAGACGACAAUGGUGAAGAAGAAUAUGGCGGAUGGAAGCAAAGCUAUUUCUAGUUCACUUGCAAGUUUGUAAAAAGAUGAAGUUCUUAAGAUUGCUAUUUGCUAUGAAACUUGUAUUCUUGCCAAUUAGAAAUUGUUAGAAGUUAUUUUUUUUUCUUACUGUGAAUAUCAUUUAGGCUCUCUCUAAUUCUGUACCAUUUGACAGUGUAUUGUUCAUUUGUUUAUGAAAAAUUUCCAAAUUCUGCUUUA
This is a messenger RNA of Jatropha curcas, 810 nucleotides long. RefSeq names its product Calcium-dependent lipid-binding (CaLB domain) family protein. Lineage: Eukaryota; Viridiplantae; Streptophyta; Magnoliopsida; Malpighiales; Euphorbiaceae. The record is from RefSeq and is a predicted model, not a curated record.